AUGCUGAGCUCGGGUCUUCCUCCUGUUUUCCUGGUGCUCACAGUGCUGGAGCUGAGCUGGUCCCUGAGUGAGGAAGAAAAGAAGAUAAUCCUGGAUGAGCAUAAUAGAUACCGCUCCCAGGUCUCUCCUCCUGCCAGGGCUAUGAUGAAGUUGACCUGGGACAAGGAGCUGGAGAGCCUUGCUCAAUCCUACGCAGAGAAGUGCAUCUGGGACCACAACAAGGAGAGGGGCCGACGGGGGGAAAACCUCUUUGCUAUGGCCCCAAUGCUGGAACUAGAAUUUGCUGUGGAAGACUGGAACGGGGAGGAGAAAUUCUACAACUUCACAACAUCCACGUGUGUCCCUGGGCAGAUGUGUGGCCACUAUACCCAGGUGGUCUGGUCAGACACAAAACAGAUUGGCUGCGGGGCAAAGUUCUGUGAGAAGAUCGAAGGAAUCGAAACAGAGAACAUGCACCUGCUGGUUUGCAACUAUUAUCCCGCGGGUAAUGUGAAAGGGAAAAAGCCAUACUGGGAAGGACCCCCGUGUUCGACGUGUCCCGAGGGCACAGUCUGUGUGAACAACCUGUGUGCAGGUGCCCUGGACACUGAAGAAAUGGAGACAGACACUAAAGAAAUGGAGACAGACUCGGAACAGACAAACGUGGAUCAGCCCAUGUCUGGAACCACCAGUACCUGCUCAGGGCUUUCACUCUUCCUCCUCCCCAGUGCCAUCCUGGUGGGCCUUCUGCUUUGAAUGGUCUUUCUCAGCUCUCCCUGCUCCAGUCACCAAGGCUUUCUUCAGCACUGGUUGUUCCACAACCCUGCUGGGCUCAGGAGACCCCUCAGACAGUUCGGGCUGACACCUCCCUUCUUACGCUGCCUUAUCUGCUCCAGCCCCGGGCAGUGGCAACCCCGUGGGAACUUGGUCCCCUUCCUGAGGAAAGCCAAGGGCAGGAGGGUGUCUGCCAUAACACUGGUGACCUCGGACACUUCUCCUUUCUUCCUGGCCAGCCUGGGCUUCUGUUCCAUUUGCAAGGUGGGAGUGGUGAGCUGUCCCCCAGCCGUGUGGCCGGCAGGCCCCGCCGCACCGUGUCCCCAGGGACAGCAGGACCCACGCGGCAAAAAGAGACGUGGUGGUUGGCUUUGGUGUUUGUAGAUGAAACAUGGUGGUUGGCUUUGGUGUUUUCUGCUGUUUGUCAGGAUGAGCCUCCAGCAAAAAUGCUCUUUUCCCUUCCCAGUGUGUCUGUUUGUCUCAGAUUUGGGCAAGUUUCAUCUCUUUCCCUUUUUGUCCAAAGAGAGGAUUUUUUAUUUUCCCGUUUCCCUCCUGGUUCUGGUGUAGCUUUGGCCAGAUAUUCUCCCUACUGCUCCUCACACCUCUGCAGCCCUUGCCUCUUCCCUCUCUCCUGUCUCUGCCCCCUGUCCCACUCCUCAGUUAUUGCCAUUAUCCAUUGCCACAGCUUUAUUUUACGCCUGUGCCUUCACCUUUGUGCACGCACAGAAGAGAAACCUUGAGCCCUGAGAGGAGCCACCAUCUCCUUCAUACAGCUUUCCCUUGCAUGGCUUCUUUCUUUGCAUAAUUUCCGUGUAUUUGAAUUUAGGUACAGAUUCCUCUUGACAUAUAAUCUGUGUGUGGUGGAACCUGGUCCAGGAGAAAAAAGUCACCACACGAGUCGGUACAAUCUGAGCUCAAGAGAGCCAAGUGAUGAUGUUACAGGUCAUUAGCGGCUCCAGGACUUGUUGCAGAACCACUGUCCUUAUCUGAGACACUGUGUUUUGUUAUCCCACAUCUCCCUUCACCUGAGGAUUCCCAGUCAGGUGUGUUAAAUAUGUGACAAGCUUUCCAGACUGGUGGGAGGAAGAUAACUGGAAGAUACAGUCCCUUCUCUGGUGAUUGCAUCCUUUGAUUUCUUACACAGGUGAGGUGGAGGAUGACCUGCAUUGUUCAUAUCCUCCCACCUGCUGCUCUGUCCUGUGCACUGAAUAAAUCCUUUUGUUAAAGUC
Messenger RNA from Pipra filicauda (Wire-tailed manakin), 1982 nucleotides. Its product is annotated as peptidase inhibitor 16-like. The record is from RefSeq and is a predicted model, not a curated record. NCBI's taxonomy places the organism in Eukaryota, Metazoa, Chordata, Aves, Passeriformes, Pipridae. Gene Ontology annotation, cellular component: extracellular region. The transcript has 5 exons. The coding region runs from base 1 to 735 and encodes 244 amino acids.